UCAUCAACAUUUUUAAGAAAAAUAUAUGUUGUGUUUUAUUCAAAACUUUAUAAUUUUUAGGCGUAAAUUACAAAAUAUAAUAUUAUUUCCGGGCAGAAAUGUAAAGUAAUUUGCUGAUAAGCGGGCUCUCGAUGCCGUUAAGCGGGUGUUCAAAUGGAUUGCUGGUGACGGCGUUAGUGACACUUUUGCUUGUGCCAGUUCAGUACUAUGUACCAGACUUAUAUUUGAGCUCGAAUGAUCCCCCGCCUGAGCCGAAACCAUUGCUCGGGACCGCAGCGAAUGUCACGCUUGCUUGGUUGCCUGUCGAACUGCCUCCUCUGGAUUUAUUCCUCUCGGUGUCAUUAAUACUACUGGCAAUGAUCACUUAUGUUUGUGACUGGAUACAAAGAAAGUUAAUGGAAAGGCGAAUAAUAAAGCUAAAUCAAUGCUUGCAAGAUUGUGUUGAACGGCUUCGUUCUUGGGACGCGCGCCAGGAACAGCUCGAAGCUACCCUGCGCAUGGUUCAGAACGCCACGUCGGAGUACAACCUGCUGCUGUACUUGCUGCUGCGCCACCACCGCCUCGGCCCUGUGACCAGGAAACCUCCUUCGCAUUGUAUUUUUGAUAAGGAGCUCGACGAUCUUAACUUCAUUACGAAUCCUGUUGAUGUUUUCUCUCAAGAUACUUUAUAG
Molecule: messenger RNA, 671 nt
Organism: Nymphalis io (European peacock)
Lineage: Eukaryota; Metazoa; Arthropoda; Insecta; Lepidoptera; Nymphalidae
Exons: 2
Coding region: 132-671 (179 amino acids)
Source: RefSeq, a predicted model, not a curated record